GAGAAUAUGGGUCGUGUGUGUGGCGUCGUAGUUGUUACUGGUGCGAAUCGAGGCGUUGGUCUGGAGCUUACUAGAACGCUUCUACUGAAUGAUGCCGUCUCAAGGGUAUACGCCGGCUGCCGGAAUAGUGAACGAGCUGAGAGGCACGAGAAGAAGAUCGAGUGGCACGAGAAGAAGGAGUGA
Messenger RNA from Ostertagia ostertagi, 183 nucleotides. The record is from the annotation of a GenBank genome assembly. NCBI's taxonomy places the organism in Eukaryota, Metazoa, Nematoda, Chromadorea, Rhabditida, Trichostrongylidae.